AUGUCUCCCGCUGCCGCCCACUCUUCGCCCAACGACAUGGACCACCAGUCUCCUCCCAAAGACUCCCAGCCGUCUGGUCUCCGCCAGACCCGCUCAGACUUUGACCUCGAACCCAAUCCCUUCGAGCAGUCCUUUUCGCGCCCAUCCAAUCUCCGCCAAACCUCGUCGCCUCGUCGUGAGUCGGUCAGUCCCGCCUCGAACCACUCGUCUACCAGACUAUCCGACCGGCCAGUCUCCUCUUCGUCCAACAAGCACGACGCCCACCGCCCCUCCUCUCCCCGGCCCGUCCUUCCCCCGCUCGCCGCCAUUGCCUCCCCCUCAGACUCGUCCUAUGGCUGGCAGUUUUCCUCUUCCCUCUCCAACUCGCUUCGUGCUGGCCCGCUUUCCCCCGCCAUGCUAGCUGGUCCCCAACAGAACUCAGAGCCAACCAAUCACAUCAACUUUGAUUCGUCUUCUUUCCGCACAGGUCUUACUCCUCGAACAGGUCUCACGCCUCGUACUGGCCUCACACCAGGCACCGGUUUAACGCCCCUCGUUGGCGGUCCCGUUUCAUUCCCCCCUGCUUCUCCAAACACAGCUGCCUUCCUGGCUCUUAUGAAUAACAAUUCCUCACAGGUUGCCUCUACGAAUGCGACCAUCACUCCCAACACCCUCAGUGCCAUUACCGGUGUGCUCAAUGGUACCAGUCACUAUCCUUCAAAUUCCUCCCAUCAGCCCAGCCAGCCAUCACAUCUCUCUACAUCGCACACUAACAAUCAGGAGAACAACCCAAGUUACCUGACUUCGGCAUCAAAUGCGGCAAGUGCGGCAGCCAAUGGUCUCUUCCUUCUCUCACAGGCUCAUCAAGAGCUUACAAAGCGAGAGGAAGCUCAGGCACGUGCAGGAGCCACCAACGGCACUUCUGUCAAUGGCGCAUCCAACAAUGCACGUCGUGGCGCGAAGAGAAAAUCGUAUGACAUCAGUAGUCCGCCAGCCCCUCCUGCUCCAGUCGCGAGAACGGCCAAUGCAAACUUGCCUCCGUUUCCAACUGCGUCAAAACGGUCUCGUGGAUAUACCGCUUCCUCUGGUAGCGGUGGGCGCGGUAGGAGAGGUUCGCCCCGUGGCUCAGAUGGCAUGCUUGAUGACGACGACGAGGAGGAAGAGGAGGAGGAAGAUGAUUUCGAAAGUCAUAUGAGUCAGGCCGCCAACGGUGGUCGCAAGCAGUCGCAGAAGAAACCUGAGACUGAAGAAGAAAAGCGACGUAACUUUCUGGAGCGUAAUCGACAAGCUGCGCUCAAAUGUCGCCAACGCAAAAAAGCCUGGCUUGCUCAGUUGCAAGCCAAAGUUGAAUAUCUUUCAAACGAGAAUGAAAGGCUUACUUCUGCCCUUGUCUCGUCUCGCGAAGAGAUAUCGCGUCUAUCUGCACUCGUCGGUGGCGCAGCAGUUGGUCCAGGUGUUGUACCUGGUUCGUCUAUUGGUCCAGGCGUCGGCGUCAAUGGUGUCAACGGCGUGGGGUCUGGAGUCAGCGUCAGCGGACAGCCGGUUAGCAUGAACGUAAACCUGGCUGCAAAAAGUGCUGCUAAUGGGGCGGCCACAUCUACUGCCCCAGCAAGAGCCGGUUAUGGAUAUUGA
Serpula lacrymans var. lacrymans S7.9 is the source of this 1611-nucleotide messenger RNA. RefSeq lists its product as uncharacterized. Gene Ontology annotation, molecular function: RNA polymerase II cis-regulatory region sequence-specific DNA binding; DNA-binding transcription factor activity, RNA polymerase II-specific. Bases 1 to 1611 code for a protein of 536 amino acids. Gene Ontology annotation, biological process: regulation of transcription by RNA polymerase II. The transcript has 2 exons. The record is from RefSeq and is a predicted model, not a curated record. NCBI's taxonomy places the organism in Eukaryota, Fungi, Basidiomycota, Agaricomycetes, Boletales, Serpulaceae.